Molecule: messenger RNA, 2522 nt
Organism: Arabidopsis lyrata subsp. lyrata
Lineage: Eukaryota; Viridiplantae; Streptophyta; Magnoliopsida; Brassicales; Brassicaceae
Product: ribonucleoside-diphosphate reductase large subunit
Biological process (GO): DNA replication; deoxyribonucleotide biosynthetic process
Cellular component (GO): ribonucleoside-diphosphate reductase complex
Molecular function (GO): ATP binding; ribonucleoside-diphosphate reductase activity, thioredoxin disulfide as acceptor
Source: RefSeq, a predicted model, not a curated record
AUGUACGUGGUCAAGCGCGAUGGAUGGCUGGAAACUGUUGACUUGGACAAGAUUACUUUGCGACUUAACAAGCUAAGUAAUGGGCUUAGCAGUUACCAUUGUGACCUCCUUGUUGCUCAGAAAGUCUCUGCUCGUUUCUAUAAUGGAAUCACUACGACUCAACUCGAUGACUUGGCUGCUGACACUGCUGCUGCCAUGUCUUGUAACCAUCCUCAUUAUGCCUCGCUUGCUGCUAGGAUUGCUGUCUCAAAUCUUCACAAGAACACUAAGAAAUCAUUUUCUGAGACUGUAUCAUUGAUUUGUGUUUAUAUUUUCAUGGUUUCAGACAUGUCUGGACUCAAGUCUUCUCUAAUAGACGAGCAUGUAUCUAGAAUAGUUAUGGAGAAAUCUACUCGUCUGGACAGGGAAAUCGUAUAUGACCGUGAUUUUGAUUAUGAUUUCUUUGGAUUUAAAACGCUUGAGAGGUUGUACCUCUUGAAAGUCCAUGGGAAAGUUGUUGAAAGGCCUCAACACAUGCUCAUGAGAGUUGUUGUUGGCAUUCACAUGGAAGAUAUUGAUUCUGCAAUCAAAACUUACCAUUUGAUGUCUCAGAGAUUGUUCACUCAUGCAUCUCCUACUCUCUUCAACGCAGGAACUCCAAGGCCUCAAUUAAGUAGCAGCUUUCUUAUCUGCAUGAGAGAUGAUAGCAUCGAGAGCACACUCCAAAAGUGUGAUGUUAUAAGAAAAUCUGCAGGCAGUAUUAGUGUUUCAGUUCAUAACAUCCAGGGCACAAAUGGUGUUGUUCCAAUGCUGGAUGUUGAUCAAGGAGGAGGUAAGAAGAAUGGACCAUUUGCUGUAUACCUGGAGCCAUGGCAUGCUGACAUCUUUGAGUUUCUAAAGAUCCAGAAGAACCACGGAAAGGUACAGAACAGUCAGGAGGAGCACAUGGCUAUAGCUCUCUGGAUUCCAGAUCUUUUCAUGGAGAGAGUCAAACAUGAUGGGAAGUGGUCAUUGUUUUGUCCUAAUGAAGCUCCAGGUUUGGCAGAUUGCUGGGGCACAGAAUUUGAGAGACUGUACACAAAGUAUGAAAGAGAGGGAAAGGCGAAGAAGGUUUUUCCGGCGCAGGAACCUUUUUUUGAUAUCUUGACAUCCCAGCUAGAAACAGGAAUGCCAUACAUGCUUUUUAAGGAUUCAUGCAACAGAAAAAGCAAUCAGCAAAAUCUUGGUACCAUAAAGUCCUCUAGUUUAUGUACUGGAGUUAUUGAGUACACUAGUCCAACGGAAACCACUGUGUGCAAUCUUGCAUCAAUUGCUUUGGCCAGAUUUGUUAGAGAGAAAGACGUCCCAUUGGACUCUCAUCCAUCUAAGCUUGCUGGCAGCCUGCGGUCAAAGAGUCGUUACUUUGAUUAUGACAAGUUAGCCGAGGUAACUGCAAUUGUUACUAAUGAUCUCGAUAGGAUAAUAGACGGAAACUACUAUCCUGUGGAGACUGCAGAAACUUCAAACAUGCGUCAUAGACCUAUUGGUAUUGGAGUACAAGGUCUUGCAGAUGCAUUUAUCCUUCUUGGAAUGCCAUUUGACUCUCCAGAGGCCCAAAAACUAAAUAAGGAUAUAUUUGAAACCAUAUACUACCAUGCACUCAAAGCAUCUUCAGAGCUUGCUGCAAGAAAUGAUGCAUAUGAGACAUACAAAGGAAGUCCCAUGAGCAAGGGGAUUCUUCAACCUGACAUGUGGAAUGUGACUCCAUCAAACCGCUGGGACUGGGAUUUUCUUAGGGAAAUGAUAUCAAAGAAUGGAGUGAGGAACUCUCUUUUAGUAUCACUGAUGCCAACUGCUUCAACCAGUCAGAUUCUCGGGAACAACGAAUCUUUCGAGCCAUACACAUCAAACAUCUACAGCCACAGAGGAUUGAGUGGGGAAUCCAUACUUGUGAAUAAGCAUCUUCUUCAUGAUUUGACUGAAAUGGGUCUUUGGACUCCAACACUGAAAGAGAAGAUCAUUGAUGAGAACGGUUCGAUACGUAAUGUCCCAGAGAUACCUGAUGACAUGAAAGCUAUUUACAGAACUGCAUGGGAGAUUAAACAAAGAACCGUGGUCGACAUGGCUGUUGAUCGUGGAUGCUACAUAGAUCAAAGCCAAACCUUAAACAUAAACCUGGAAGAACCUAGCUACCAAAAACUCACUUCUUUACACUUUUAUACUUGGACUAAGGGUUUGAAAACCGGGAUGCACUACCUGCGAUCACGUGCUACAACUAUGGUCAAAUGUAAAUAAAGAAGUAGAAGAUAGUAAUGAAGACAGUCCUUGACAAACCUUUGAUGACUGUCUAAUGCAGUGCAUCAUCUCCUCUUACACGUUUCGUUCCUUAACGUUUUCAAGUUACUUUCCCUUUACAUUAUUUUUUAUUUCGUGUAGGUUUUACUUUUAAUUGAGCUUUCUAAUGAAAGAUGAUACUUUUUGGUAAGAAUUUCUCUGAUGAAAGAAUGCCUCCAGAUCUAAGAAAAACAAUAGUCCCUUCUCCUUGAAUUAGCCUUUCUUUGAAA